GAGAGAGAGAGGGGGGAAAGUGAGACAUAUACGGAUCACCCCCAAAAGUCUGUAAUCACUAAAGCAAAAAACAAAGAAAUCAAAUUUCCUUUUUCUAAUUCACUUUCUGACCCAAAAAAAAGAAGAAAAAAAGGAAAAAGAGAACAGAAAAUGAGCAGUGCAGAACAAGAACUUCUCAACAUCAAUCCUCUUGAGCUCAAAUUCCCAUUUGAGCUGAAGAAACAGAUAUCUUGUUCCCUUCAAUUAUCAAAUAAAACUGAAAAUCAUGUUGCGUUUAAGGUCAAAACUACGAAUCCUAAAAAAUAUUGUGUUCGUCCAAACACUGGCAUUGUUUUGCCAAGAUCCACUUGUGAUGUCAUUGUAACAAUGCAAGCGCAGAAGGAGGCGCCUGCUGACAUGCAAUGCAAGGACAAGUUUCUACUUCAGAGUGUGGUUGCAACUGCCGGUACCUCUCCAAAAGACAUCACCCAAGAAAUGUUCAAUAAGGAGCCUGGACGCGUUGUGGAAGAGUGCAAAUUGAAAGUGAUUUAUCUUCCCCCACCACAACCACCAUCUCCCGUUGCAGAAGGAUCAGAAGAAGGUUCUUCGCCAAGACAGUCCUUGACAGAGAAUGACAGUCAAAAUGGUUCUGAGCUCACAAGAACAUUCCUUGAAACUCAUGACAAAUCUUCAGAGGCAAAAUCAGUUAUUUACAGAUUGACGGAGGAGAAAACUGCUUUUCUACAUCACAGCAACAGACUUCGUCAAGAAUUGGAACUUCUGAGGCGCGAUGUCGGCAAAAGUCGCGGCGGUGGUGGUGCUUCCUUCAUGUUUGUCAUCAUUGUUGGCUUGAUAGGUGUAGCUUUGGGCUACAUCCUCAAAAGUUGAGCAGUAAUCAAAUGUUCAACUAAAUGUUCAUUUCUCAACCUCAGAGAAGCAUUGAGGAGAAAAGAAGAGAGGCUGACCAGUGGUUGAAACAAUGGUGAUUUUUUGUCUUAGUUAGCUGAACUCAUUAGUAGGAAAACAUUGUCCUUUUAUGUGGUAUUUAAUUGGCUCAAAAGAAGUUGCAACUACUUUAGUGACUAAGCAUUAUGGAUGAUAAUUCUAGCUUGAAAAAAUGUCCUAAUAACUUUGUAUCUAUUAGAUAAAGUAGUCUAAUUUUCAGCUUUGGUAGACAGAGUUACUCGUAACUGUGCUGGUGGCAGGUAGCAGGGAUUGUCGAGGUGAUUAUCAAACAAAAAUAAAAAUUUAGUCUAUUUUAUUUCUCCCA
Nicotiana attenuata is the source of this 1249-nucleotide messenger RNA. Its product is annotated as vesicle-associated protein 1-2-like. Gene Ontology annotation, biological process: endoplasmic reticulum membrane organization. The transcript has 8 exons. NCBI's taxonomy places the organism in Eukaryota, Viridiplantae, Streptophyta, Magnoliopsida, Solanales, Solanaceae. Gene Ontology annotation, cellular component: plasma membrane; endoplasmic reticulum membrane. The record is from RefSeq and is a predicted model, not a curated record. The coding region runs from base 151 to 867 and encodes 238 amino acids.